Molecule: messenger RNA, 3425 nt
Organism: Cuculus canorus (common cuckoo)
Lineage: Eukaryota; Metazoa; Chordata; Aves; Cuculiformes; Cuculidae
Gene: UBE2I
Product: ubiquitin conjugating enzyme E2 I
Exons: 8
Coding region: 219-695 (158 amino acids)
Biological process (GO): protein sumoylation
Cellular component (GO): nucleus
Molecular function (GO): SUMO conjugating enzyme activity
Source: RefSeq, a predicted model, not a curated record
CCGCGCUCUGCGCCCAGGGAAGAGGGAGGGAAACUCCGGGCAGAGACAAAGCGGGGGGGGGGAGCCGCGCCGGGAACAUCCGGGUCACUCGCCGCCGCCUCGAUCCGGGACACGCGCGGCUGCUCGGCCGAUCACGAAAGAGGAGUGGUACAGGUGUUUGCCUGCAGAAGAAAGCCGUUCCUUUUGUGGUGUAGUGAGGAGAUAGAGGGACUCUGAAUAUGUCUGGCAUAGCUCUUAGCAGGCUUGCACAGGAGAGAAAAGCGUGGAGAAAAGACCAUCCAUUUGGAUUUGUAGCAGUACCUACGAAAAACCCAGAUGGCACCAUGAAUUUAAUGAACUGGGAGUGUGCUAUUCCAGGAAAGAAAGGGACACCAUGGGAAGGAGGCCUAUUUAAACUACGGAUGCUUUUCAAGGAUGACUACCCUUCUUCACCCCCAAAAUGUAAAUUUGAACCACCGUUAUUCCACCCAAAUGUGUAUCCUUCAGGCACAGUGUGCCUCUCCAUCUUAGAGGAGGAUAAGGACUGGAGGCCAGCAAUCACAAUUAAACAGAUCUUGUUAGGAAUACAAGAACUUCUAAAUGAACCAAAUAUUCAAGACCCAGCUCAAGCAGAGGCUUACACAAUUUACUGCCAAAACAGAGUGGAAUAUGAAAAGAGGGUUCGAGCACAAGCCAAGAAGUUUGCACCAUCAUAAGCAUCUGUCAUGCAGCAUCUUAAAAAGGAAGGGAUUGGUUUGGCAAGAACUUGUUUACAAAACUUUUGCAAAAUCUAAUGUUGCUAUGUACAAUUAACAUCCACUUAGGGGAGGGGGUUGUAUGUGUGCCAUUUUCCAUAUUCGCCACUUGUAUACAGUUCUAAAUUUGCUGAAUUGCCCCCAGUUUUUUCAUACAGGGUCUCUUCCUUCAGUCUUUUGUAUUUUUGAUUGUUAUGUAAAACUUGCUUUUAUUUUAAUAUUGAUGUCAGUAUUUCAACUGCUGUAAAAUUAUAAACUUUUAUACUUCUAUAAAUUCACUAGUAUCUCUAGUUACUUUGCUAUCUGAUGCAGGCAUGCUUUAAAAUGUUAGAACUAUAUUUAGCCUCUAGCUGGCUGUAUGAAAAAAAAAAAAUCAUGCCCUCCACCCCCUUCCCUCCCUGAAUUUGAUUUUCUAUCUUUCAAAAACUAGGUUGUUAUUGCUUAAGAGCCUCUGAGAUCCAAAGUCAGCCAGCAUCCUUAUUCUGCAUCACUUCCUUUGUGUUUAUAUGGCGUUCUGUCUGUGUUGCUGUUUAGAGUAAAUAAACUGUUUAUAUAAAGGGCUUUGUUUCAUUUAUCUUCAUUAAAAGGAUUAAAAGACUGCCAUUUGAAUGGCUCUGAACACAAUUCAGUGCAAGUCCUGUUCUUGAGGCCUGUGAUGCUGCACUUGCCUUUUGUUUAGCUGUUGCCUGCAUUUCUUUCCCCUGCCCGCAUCCCAAUGGGAAUGUGGCUUUUCUCUGGGCUGAGUAGGAAUGGGAGCUUAAGGAAUUCUAGAUAGAGACCAGUGGUUUACUGUGCAUAACAGGAUCAACGCGCUGGUGUGACCAUGUUAACAUAAUGCAGGUGUUACACUGAUACGAACAACGACAGAAGCUGGCCAAGGAACGCAAGGGGACCUACAGCGGCUGGGUAUUUUAAAUGGUACUUGCUGAUCAGAAAUACUUCUGUGCCUUCUUCCAUAUGUCCAUGUAUGUAGCUUUUAGGAAAAGGAUGUGCUCUAUGCAACUACAGUUCGCUUCUGUAAAGGAAAUCACUUAAAUUAUGUAAGUUAUUUUCAUGUAUGUCAAGCUGAUAAUGCCCUCUAUUAAACUUAUACUGCUUUUUAAAUUGUAUUUCUUAGUCAAAAUCGUUCUGCAAAACAAAUUAAAGGUGAAAAGCUUUUCAUCUGAGCUGUAGCUUUUUUAGUGCUUUUGUUACUACAAGUAGUUACUGAUAAAGACUUAAGUGAUUUUAAGUGUGAUACAGCUGUUCUUUUUGUCUGUGUUUGAUUACAAUAGCUUUAUAACAUAAAAGCAUUCCCCCAAAAUAGAAUAGGUGAUUCUCAGCCCUUUAAAAAUUGUUUGGGUAGGAUUGUUCCUUGCCACUAUCUAGAAAUCCUUGUGAUGACAACACCUGACUUGAAAAAGACUUCAUGUGGUUAGGGUGGGAAAGUGAAUAAUUGAAAAACUGAGUUGAAGGAAGAGAUUAAAUGACAAAUUCACUUACUUGUGCUUCUUUUUUUUCUUUUUAAAGGUAAACGGAAUAUUUGUACCACUGCAACUGCUGCUGUGACUCCCAAAUCUAGCUCCAGUAGGGCUAGUGUUAAAUCUCUCUAGUGGAAGAGGGUUAAGAGGUGAAAAUCCUUGCUGUGACUUGAAGAACUUGUAUCCGUGAAGGUAAUGCUUUGAGUUGUCCUCCAUCUCCAAGGGCUGCUGACGUUUAGGUUUAAAUAAGGUCAUAUACAAUAGUUUGGAUUGAAAGAAACCUUUAAAGCUCAUCCAGUCCAAACCCUCUGCGCUGAGCAGGGGAUAGCUUCAACCAGAUUGGGAUGCUCAGAACACUGUCCAACCUGGCCUUGAAUGUUUCCAGGGAUGGGGCUUCUACCACCUCUCUGGGCAACCAGUGCCAAUGUUUCACAACUCUAAUUGUAAAAAAAAUUAUUUCUUCUAUCUAGCCUGGAUUCUCCCCUCUUUUAGUGUAAAACCCCUUGUCCUCUUGCAGUAGGUGCCACCAAAAAGUUUGUUCCCUUCUUUCUUGUAGGACCCCUUUAAGUACUGAAAGGCCCCAGUAUGGUCUCCCUGAAUCCUUCUCCAGGUUGAACAACCCAAAUGCUCAGCCUGCACAACCCAAAUGCUCAGCCUGCCUCCACAGGUGAGCCCUUGGCUCACUUUUGUGCCUCUCCUCUGGAUCCACUCCAACAGAUCCAUCUCUUUUCUCUGCUAAGGGCUUCAGAGCUGGAUGGAGCAGUGCAGGUGGGGUCUCAGCAGAGCAGAGGGGCAGAAUCCCCUCCCUUGCCCUGGUGGUCCUGCUGCUUUGAAUGCAGCCCAGGACAUGGUUGGUUUCUGGGCUGCAAGCGCAUAUUGCCAGCUCAUGUUGAGCUUCACAUCCACCAGCACCCCAAGCCCUUCUCUCCAGGGCUGAUCUCAAUCCAUUCUCUGAAUAUUAAGUGCCAAAGCACCAUAUGUUGCCUCAGACCGUCUAUCAAAGUAAAUAAAAAUAAAAGUACCACGUAAAAUUACUGAAGAGACAUUGAGAUAUUAAAACAGUGCUAGGAAACACUUUUUCCUCUUAAACUUAGGCAGUCAGUUUACCCUGAACUCAGUGUAGUAGUUGAAAUACAUGUGGCAGAUUCAAGCCUGCAAAAAGUCAGAGGCUCAUGCCUUGUUUGCGUUUUCCAGUUAAACUAUAGCCCAGAAAUUAGAGGGGUUCUCUGAA